Molecule: messenger RNA, 1782 nt
Organism: Monascus purpureus
Lineage: Eukaryota; Fungi; Ascomycota; Eurotiomycetes; Eurotiales; Aspergillaceae
Source: the annotation of a GenBank genome assembly
GAAAGCGCACUUAGAUCAUUAAAAAUUGCCAGAGUGCACUCGAACGCUAUUGUGGUGGACGCAGCUUUCCUCUUCACACCGUACGAUAAGACAGAUAGCAGACGAUAUCCCUGGGAAUGGCCCAGAGUGCUGCGACCCCGAUUAUUGUUGGAGUCGGCGACAUCGUCAACAGGUCGAGACAAUUGGAAGAUGCCGUUGAACCCCUAGGCCUUAUGAUCGAGGCCAUCCAAACGGCCAUUAAGGAUUCAGGCGCACCAGAAAAUGCUGUCUCGGAAUUCAAGUCAAGCAUCGACAGCAUAAGCGUUGUCGCAACCUGGACAUGGUCCUACAAAGACCUACCGAGUAUCCUUGAACAGAGGCUUGGGACGCAAGCUCAACACAGAGCAAUCAGCGGACAUGGAGGAAAUUCACCUGGUCUGAUGCUCGAUGAAGCUGCCCGCCGGAUCUCCCGCGGUGAUAGCAAGGUUGCGGUGGUUGUGGGCGCCGAAUCCCUCGCUUCACUGGAAGCGUUCGGUCGUGCCCGCAAGGCUCCAAACUGGACAGAACCGGACCCGAAUGUCCCAAAUAUCGCGUCUGUGAAGAACGUCAAGCUCGAACCAAGUCUGGGAGCUACACACUCUAUCGGUCUUCCUACCCAGGUGUACCCGUUGUAUGAGAACGGAUUUCGAGCCCACCGGGGACAGUCAAUUGCCGAAAAUAACAGCGAGUCAGCCAAGCUGUACGCCGAGUUCUCGAACGUUGCCGUGAAAAAUCCAUAUGCAUGGCAACAUGGAAAGCAGGCAGAAACGGCAGAAUCAAUCGGGACGCCGUCCAAGAAGAAUCGCAUCAUCUCGUUCCCCUACACCCUCCUGAUGAAUGCUUUCAACAACGUCAACAUGUCGGCAGCGUGUAUCCUGACAAACACUGAAUUCGCCAGGCACCUUGGUAUCCCAGAGCUCAAAUGGGUCUACCCACUGGGAGGUGCAGGUACAUCUGAUAGCAACAACUUUUGGGAACGUCCGAAUUUCUACUCGGCUCCCUCCAUUUCGCGGUCACUGGAUGCGGCAUUUCAGGUAUCGGGUCUUCAGAAAGAAGAGAUCGACUUUUACGACUUUUACUCCUGCUUCCCGAUUGUUCCCAAGCUUGCAAGCGCUCAUCUGGGCCUGCCCAUUGUCGGUUCGCCAAAGCCCAUAACCCUUCUGGGAGGGUUGACAUCCUUCGGUGGCGCUGGCAACAAUUACUCCUCCCAUGCUAUCACAGCAAUGGUCCGACAACUUAGAACCCAAACUGGCCGUCGUAUCAAUGGACUAGUAUUGGCAAAUGGCGGGAUCCUCACUUAUCAGCAUGUUGUGCUGCUCUCGAACCAACCCCGGAAAGAUGGAUCAUCCUAUCCAAAGGAGAACCCCCUUCCCCCGGUUCUGACUGACGAGCCAACUACUGCAGUAGACGAUGUGGCUGAGGGUGAAGCCAUGAUCGAGACUUAUACCGUUGACUACAACCGAGAAGGGAAGCCACACCGUGGAUAUGUCGUUGGCCGCUUGAAGAGGAACGGCCACCGCUUCGUUGCGAAUCAUGCCGACGAAGCGACCCUCCUGCAACUCGCUAGUGGAUCAGAAGAGCCGAUUGGAAGAAGGGGGUUUGUGAAGUAUGCUAAGGACCAGGGAGGGAAGAAUCUUUUCUCGUUUGAAAGGGUGGAAAAGUUAUGAGCGACACCCUCGACGAUCCAGCGCUCUCCUGUAUCCUAUACAGUACAUAUGUCGUACUAGCAGACUAGCUCUAAUUUAAACAGAAGUAUCUUAGGAA